AGAGGGGGAGGCCCGUGUGCACACUCUAUCUGGGCCCCCAUCUUUGUAGCCGGCUGCGCUGUAGACUCUGGGCACUAGGGUCACCAGAGGACCCCAGAGCUGUCCCAGAGUCUAGUGCGCAUGCGCAGGUCUCAGUGAAAAUGGUGCGGCAGCCAUUUUCCCCAUGAUUUUCUUACUGCGCAUAUGUGAAAUGCUGGGAAAAUGGGCACCACACCAUUUUGAUGGUGAUUUCUGCACCGCUGCUGCUGCAGGACACUGGAGGAUGCUGCUCUACAAAGCGUGGUUUGUGCUCAUGUUCGGCCUUUGGACUUCCUACCAUCUACCUGCAUGCCAGUGCACAGCUAAUGUUCAGAAUCUCACAUUGCACAGAUACCAGACCCAUGAACAGGAUCUACUGCUCCAGACACCUGAACAUAAUCAAAGUUCAUCCUCUCUGGAAGAUGCACUGAAGGAACAAGGAUAUUACCUAAAGCAGCUGUUUCACCUGUACGGCGAGAACGACACAUUGACUUACCAGGGUCUCACUUUGCUGCUGAAGAACCUGGGCCUCGGUAGAGUUCAGGUUGUACAGAUACAGCAUCCAGAACUGGGACAUGAUCACGUCUCCCACCUGGAUAUACUCGAUGUUCAGGAAAACAAACACAGACACGUGCACUCCACUUGGGACCACUUAUCAGUCCCCUCAACUCCUAUUCAGGCCAAGAAUUAUAGGAGUGACACUGUAAAUAGCUCCUCAGAUAGAGCACCUCAGGAAUACACAGAACAUCCAUCAACAAUGAAGCCAGAGCACAGAAAGUCCACGAUGCAUAUUGGCAAAGAAAUUAAUGUACCCCGACUACAUGGACAAUGGCCCCACGGAGACAUUCUACAGCAGCUACUACAACUUCAUCAUACUGACAAGGGUCAUCAACAUGAAGAUUGCCUGAAUGUAACACAGUUGCUCCUGAACUUUGGCCUUGGAUGGGUGUCAGAAAUCACACCUCAGCAGUUCACCCUUCUGUGCCCAGCAUUACUAUACCAGAUUGACAGUGGUGUGUGCAUUCAGCACAAUGAUCAGCUGACCCCAGAUCAGACACAAUCCCAGCAGUCACUACUAACAGUCCUGGCUUGGGGGGCAGUUGCGGUUACAGCGAUCACUGCCCCUUCUCUUCUUGCUGUGGCUUUUAUGCCACUUCUCAGACGCCCGCUGUUCCGCUACCUACUCAGGUUCCUGGUGGCCUUAGCUGUCGGGACCCUCUGCGGUGAUGCCUUAUUGCACCUUCUGCCACAUGCACAGGAAGAUCAGACAGAGGAUAAGCAUCAUAAUGGACUCCACCCUAUGGCACCUGUUUUCAAAGGGUUGUGUGUACUGUGUGGAAUCUACGUACUUUUCCUCAUUGAAAAUCUGUUAGGUCUCCUGAGACAGAGAAGGCAGAAGAAACAUCCUCGGACAAAAAAGCCCAUUCAGGAUGAAGGUUGCACCACAGUAUUAUGGGACCUUGGCCUCCCUGUUGAUGGCGCCACAAGAGAUCUGCAGCGCCCAUUAAGACUAGAUAAACAAAUGAGUACAAAAGCAGAGUUCUGUGAAGAAUCGGGAGCAGCGGAUGACAGCCUGCAGACCAAUGAGGGACAGGUAGAGGUAUCAGGGACCAGUGGUUACAUCGUGCAUUCACACCAUGCUCACUCCGGCCACUCACACAGUGCAGCAGGAGGAGGCAUUGCUGAAUUUGUAUGGAUGGUUCUACUUGGAGAUGGGAUACACAACUUUACAGAUGGUUUGUCUAUAGGUGCCGCCUUUUCUGCUGGCUUCUCUAGUGGCCUCAGCACCACAGUAGCAGUCUUUUGCCACGAGCUGCCUCAUGAACUUGGUGAUUUUGCAGUCUUGCUGCAGACUGGUGUGCCAGUGAGGAGGGUCCUGUUAUUCAGCCUUGUAUCAGCAUUUCUGUCAUACCUGGGUAUGAUGGUUGGAGCAGUAGCCAGCCAGAGCUCAGCUCAGGUCACUCCCUGGAUAUUUUCUGCUACUGCUGGAAUAUUUCUAUAUGUGGCACUUGUAGAUAUGCUUCCCCAAAUGUUACAUGGUGAUACCUCGGAUCUCUGCGAGGGAGUGGAUUGCGUUCUCCACAGUGCCGGAUUCCUGCUAGGAUGUGGCAUAAUGCUGUGCAUCGCUCUCUUCCAGGACCAGAUGGUGUUGAAUUUUUAGAAACUUGAGAUGAAAAUUUGAAUGAAUCACUUUACAGGGGCUGCUGUUGUCAGCCUUGGGUGUACUGAGAACAUAACAUCUUCCAUCUUCCACCUAUACCAUAUACAAGCUAGUAUCAUGCAAUGUGUAGAAAGUGACUAAAGUAAUUUUCCCUAAAAAUACCUGUCUUCUCACAUGAACAGGAAAACAUAUGUGUUUUAUACAUCAUGUCAAUCUCUCAAAUCUAAAGGCCCGUACACACUGGUCGAUAUAUCGGUCGUUCUCUUGUAUGGCCGAAUCGUCUGUGAACUCCGUCGUUUACAGACGUAUCGCAUCAGCCGCGCAGCACAGCCGACGGCCAAUAUAUCUACCGAUAUAUUGGCGCGUCGCUGUGUGUGUACGGGGCGGUCGGCCGACCGCCCGUACACAUGCUGCGGCGGCCGGCGGUGAUUGACAGCUGAACUGGGCGGGCUUGUGUACACGCCCGCCCAGUUCAUGACGUCAGUCCCCGACGGAUCGGGCAGUGUGUAUGCACAGCACACUGCCCGAUCCGUCCAUAGAUAUAUCUGCAGAUCAAUUGAUCUGCAGAUAUAUCUAUUAGUGUUACCCACCUUAAGAGUAACCAAACCUCAUUUUAAGUUAUAAACUAGUUCAUGUUCUGAGCACUCCAUACAAAAAACACAAUACUGUGUAUUUAUCCAAAAUGUAGCUGUCAUGCUUGAGUUUGAUGAAAAACACUCAAUAUAAGUGGCAAGAAAAAAAAAGUGUAUGUUUGUCUACUUAUAUAUAAGAAUAAAAUUUUAUAUUUUGUGUUCAUGUA
Pseudophryne corroboree (corroboree frog) is the source of this 2978-nucleotide messenger RNA. RefSeq names its product solute carrier family 39 member 5 (gene SLC39A5). Gene Ontology annotation, molecular function: monoatomic cation:bicarbonate symporter activity; zinc ion transmembrane transporter activity. The coding region runs from base 164 to 2179 and encodes 671 amino acids. NCBI's taxonomy places the organism in Eukaryota, Metazoa, Chordata, Amphibia, Anura, Myobatrachidae. The record is from RefSeq and is a predicted model, not a curated record. Gene Ontology annotation, biological process: intracellular monoatomic cation homeostasis; zinc ion import across plasma membrane. Gene Ontology annotation, cellular component: plasma membrane. The transcript has 13 exons.